Molecule: messenger RNA, 516 nt
Organism: Arachis ipaensis
Lineage: Eukaryota; Viridiplantae; Streptophyta; Magnoliopsida; Fabales; Fabaceae
Source: RefSeq, a predicted model, not a curated record
AUGAGCACAGUGAGAGUUCUCUUAGCAAUUGCAGCAUCAAAGAAUUGGCAUCUUCAUCAACUUGAUGUCACUGCUAUUUUGGUCUAUGUCGAUGAUCUUGUGUUAGCUGGUGGUGAUCUCUCGAAAAUUGAAGCUGUCAAACGCUUCUUGGAUAGCAAAUUCAAGAUAAAGGAUCUUGGUAUUUUAAAAUUCUUCAUUGGCAUAGAAGUAGCAAGAAGUAAAAUAGGGAUUGCUCUUUAUCAAAGAAAAUACGCUUUAGAUUUGAUUAAUGAUUGUGGGUUACUUGGAGCCAAACCUGCCACUACACCCAUGGAUUAUACUACAUCUUUGUCAAAAAAUUUUGGCUCUCCUCUACCUGAUGCUGCUCUUUAUAGAAGGCUGAUUGGUCGCCUUCUUUAUCUCACCAAUACCAGACCCGACCUGAGCUACCCUGUAGGUUGUCUUACUCAAUUCAUGGAUUGUCCCACUGAUGUUUAUCUCAAGACAGUUUAUAGAGUGAUUCGAUACUUGAAAUAG